CAAAAUGGCGCGAAAAAUUACGUUGUGCUUGAUUUUAAUGAUGGUGGUGUGCCUUGGCCUUGUCUAUGGUGCGGGAUCAGAUUGUGAGCUUCCGAAAGGUGUUGGCAAUUGCAGAGGCAGAUUCCGGAGCUUUUUCUUCGACAUAACGAGCCACCAGUGCCGUCCGUUCGUGUACUCGGGCUGCGGGGGCAACGGCAAUCGCUUCUACAGCCGUGACGAGUGCCAGUUCGCUUGCCACUACUUCUUAAAACUUCAGCCUAAGAACUGGUAACGUCUAGGGGGGGCAACCGCGA
Molecule: messenger RNA, 293 nt
Organism: Cydia strobilella
Lineage: Eukaryota; Metazoa; Arthropoda; Insecta; Lepidoptera; Tortricidae
Product: kappaPI-actitoxin-Avd3d-like
Exons: 3
Coding region: 5-271 (88 amino acids)
Molecular function (GO): serine-type endopeptidase inhibitor activity
Source: RefSeq, a predicted model, not a curated record